Molecule: messenger RNA, 265 nt
Organism: Drosophila guanche
Lineage: Eukaryota; Metazoa; Arthropoda; Insecta; Diptera; Drosophilidae
Product: accessory gland-specific peptide 70A
Exons: 2
Coding region: 3-167 (54 amino acids)
Source: RefSeq, a predicted model, not a curated record
AAAUGCAGUUCCCAAUAUCACUGACGCUACUCCUCGUGCUCGUGGGCGUGGCCUUAGGCGUGCCCGGGCGUGUUCCGAUGAGAACCUCGUCCACCUGGGGCCCCAGAGACAUUCAGAAAUGGUGUAGACUCAACUUUGGACCGGCUUGGGGUGGCAGAGGAUGCUAAAAUCUUGACUUAAUCUUGAAUAGUGCUGAUCGCUCAUUUAUGAUUCAUAAUUGUUUGUUCCCUCAUUUUCUGAACCUUAAUAGAUGUUUCUUAAGGCA